AUGCGAUCUUUACUCAUCUUAGCCGUGGCUGCCCUUUUCACGUCUAUUGACGCUUCUCAUUUCCCAUUUCGUCGGCACAUGCGAAGACGUCUACAUAGGAGAGAGGAACCCCAACAGAGCUUUACCUGCAGGCUCGCCAAGUACGACAGUGCCGACAUAGAGAGGGCUCGGAAUCAAGCUUGCGUUCUUCUAACUCAAGGUGAUACAACCAAGGGAAGUCACAAGUUUCCUCUCGAUUAUCGUAACAACCACCUCUAUCCUGUCUUAAGUGGCGGAAAGAUCUACACUAAAUGGUCCUUCCAUGACACAGACUUUGACAAACUACAUUUCAUCCUUAUGAAUGAUCAUUGCAAAUUUCUAAGUGUUGUCAUGCUUAAACAGACCAAGCAAACGAAUAACUGCUCGAUGUUUGGUUGCAAAAAGAAAAAUGCCUAUGUGCCUUGUCUUGCAGCUAAACAGGAGGCAGUUGGUGAUGCGGGGGGGGCCGAUCCAGAAGCGGAGCCUGAAGCCGAACCAGAAGCUGAACCAGAAGCUCCACCAGCAAAGAAGGCCAAAACAGCACAAACCAAUUCUCAGAAAGGAAUCGAUCUGGAAGCGGAGCCUGAAGCCGAACCAGAAGCUGAACUAGAAGCUCCACCAGCAAAGAAGGCCAAAACAGCACAAACCAAUUCUCCGAAAGGGGCCGAUCAGGAAGCUGAACCAGAAGCUGAGCCCGAAGCUGAGGCUGAUGUUGAAGCCCCACCAGCAAAGAAAGCUAGAACAACAAAAUCUAAUGUCGGGAAUGGAGCUGAGGUGGAAGAGUAA
Molecule: messenger RNA, 804 nt
Organism: Blumeria graminis f. sp. triticale
Lineage: Eukaryota; Fungi; Ascomycota; Leotiomycetes; Helotiales; Erysiphaceae
Source: the annotation of a GenBank genome assembly